AUGUGUCAGGGUGUUGAUACAGAAAUAUAUUUCACAGCAAAAGAUCCCAUCUUCCAGACGCUAAAGCCUUACAGUUUUCGUUUUCCUCCGUCAGAUGAUCUGCCGUGCGAGAACUUCGACAGGGAAAAGUGGCCUCUCAGAGUUCAGGACGCAAGGGAACUUGGGCCAAAUAUCGACGUUCAGGGCUUCUGUCUCGAGCGGUUCCCUACUCGAAUGUCCUAUGGAGAUUUCGCAAUCGCCGAAAAGAUUGAGAACGUGUAUGCGAAGGAACUGGAGUCCGCACUCUUCGAGCAGUUUCAAGCUCGACAUGUUCGUGUCGUCGAUUAUCUGGUUCGUCGAAGGCAUCGUAAAUAUCCUAAGCUCGAAAUCGAAGAUGUUACUGAGGCUCAGCCCGCUUCACUCGCACACAUCGACUUCUCUCAUGAAGAGGCCAUAUCCAUGAUACGAGCUCUUUAUGGCGAACGGGCGCAAGAGUUGCUGCAGCAUCGCUGGCAGCUGAUCAACACAUGGAGGCCUCUGAAAGGACCACUCAAUGAUUGGCCGUUGGCGAUCUGCGACGCCCAGUCUUUUGACGCACAGCAAGACGCUCUUGUUGCUGAUGUUGUCUACCCAACUUGGAGCUAUGAAAAUGUCUUGGUUCACUUCAACACCUCCCAGAAGUGGUACUACUUCCCAGGCCUCGAGGUAGAAGAAACGCUGCUAUUUAGAUGCACCGAUUCGGAGCGCCCUUCUGCUGGAUCAUGCCCACACGCCUCCUUUCCGAAUCCAAAUUGUUCUCAAGAUGGUGUGCCUCGAGAAAGCAUAGAAGCGCGAGCAUUUGUUUUCUAUGCUCCUAUUGAAGAAUUCCCAAAGGCAAAGGGGACUGUGUAUGGGCAGAAGGAAUAA
Molecule: messenger RNA, 885 nt
Organism: Trematosphaeria pertusa
Lineage: Eukaryota; Fungi; Ascomycota; Dothideomycetes; Pleosporales; Trematosphaeriaceae
Exons: 5
Coding region: 1-885 (294 amino acids)
Molecular function (GO): oxidoreductase activity
Source: RefSeq, a predicted model, not a curated record